Molecule: messenger RNA, 1863 nt
Organism: Physella acuta
Lineage: Eukaryota; Metazoa; Mollusca; Gastropoda; Physidae
Molecular function (GO): zinc ion binding; RNA binding
Source: RefSeq, a predicted model, not a curated record
CGUGACGUAUAGGCCCUACUGAACGUUGAUUCGUUGAAUUUGCCAGACUUGUCAAACACAUUAGCCUUACAGGAAUUUGCUGUGCAUGAAGAAAUAUACGAUAUUGCGAAAUGGGAAGAUCUUCAAGCAGAUCCAAAAGUCGCAGUAGAAGUGGGAGUGGAGGUAGCAGAAGCAGAAGUGGUACACCUGAUAAAAAUGAUCGUAAAAGAAGAAGUUAUAGUCGUAGUCCUUCUGAUGAUGAGAACAAAUGUCGAGUUCAUAUUGCUGACUUAGGGCUUGAUCCUUCAAAAUCAGAAAUUUACAGAGCUUUUGAAAAAUUUGGGCCUCUAAGAGAAAUAUGGGUUGCAAGAAUCCCACCAUGCUUUGCUUUUGUUGUAUACAAGUAUAAAGAUGAUGCUUGUGAAGCUGUUAGAAAAAUGGAUGGGGAAUCACUUAAUGGUAAAAGAAUUAGAGUUUCCAUUGCCAAGCCACGCAUGAAAGGAGCUCGUAGCAUGCCAAGUGGUGGAGGGAGAAACCGAAGAUGCUAUGAUUGUCUAGAAUUUGGUCAUCUUGCUCGAGAUUGUGUUAAAGGUCGUCGUCGUAAUAGAUCACGUUCUAGAUCAAGAGACCGCUUUGAUAGGCGUAGAUCAAGGUCCAGAUCUCGCAGUGGCAGUCGUUCCCGCAGAAACAGAAGCCGCAGCCGUCAGCGAGAUAGGAGUGGGAGUCGAGAUAGGAAAAGAGAUAGAAGAAGUUCUAGUAGGGGUAGGGAUAGAGGAACACGAAACAGAAGCAGAGAUAGAACUGAUACUAGAGAUCGUAGAGACAGGAGUAAUAGUCGGGAUAGGGAAAGAGAAGAUAAAAAAGAUAGAAGUGCAGACAAAAACAUAUCUGAAGAUAGAAUAAAAAAUGAAACAGACUCUAAAAGAAGUGAAGAUAAUGAUAGAAGUAGUAGGGAAAAGCGAAGCCAGAGUGAAGAAAGGUCUAGAAAAAGUGCUAGCCCUGACAAAAAAAGCGUUAGUCCUAAAAGAGAGCAUGCUAGCCCUGAUAGAAAAAGUAUCACUCCUGACAAAAAAAGUGUCAGUCCUGGCAGAAAAAGUAUCAGUCCAAGCAGAAGAAGUGUCAGUCCAAGCAGAAGUGUCAGUCCAAGCAGAAGAAGUGUCAGUCCAAGCAAAAGUGUCAGUCCAAGCAGAAGUGUCAGUCCAAGCAAAAGAAGUGUCAGUCCCAACAGAAGAAGUGUCAGUCCUGACAGGAAAAGUGUCAGUCCUGACAGGAAAAGAGCAGAAAGAAGUGAGAGUGAAGAUAUUUCUGAACCACCCAGUCGUAAAAGAAAAAGUAGUGAAAGUGAUCAUGAUCGUAGCAGAAGUGCCAGUCCCUCAUCUCCUAAACAAAGAGCCUAUGAAGAAGAUGAUGAUCAAAGAAUGGAAAGUCCCAGAGACCAAGAAGAUUCCAACAAAGACUAUCAGGAUGAUGAUAAUUGAGAAAGUUGAUUAAUAUUGUCCUUGUACAUACUAUGAAUGGAAGAAAUGUAUGCCAGUGUGCUGUUUGUCUUUUAUGUUAAAAAAUAUCAGAUGAAUCUAUUGCAUUGCUUGUAAUAUCCACAUUUUAAGUUCUCAUUGUUAUACUUCCCAGAUGUGAAAAAUGUCUCUGACUGUAUAGCUUAAAUUUAAAAAGCAGAUUUUUCCAUUUGGAAAAUUGUAAUUUUGAUAAUUGUUAUUCUUAGUUCAGUAUUGAUGCCUUUUAUUUUUGUCAAUGUAACUUGUCUUACAUUACCUAUGGCAAUUUUGUUCACAAAAUAAAUGUAGCAAUCGCUUUCUGGUCAAUGAUUGCAUAGGUAUUCUGUAAUUAUUCUAAGCAGUUAAAAUUAAAGUGUUCAUUUAAAGUAUG